Molecule: messenger RNA, 1441 nt
Organism: Boleophthalmus pectinirostris (great blue-spotted mudskipper)
Lineage: Eukaryota; Metazoa; Chordata; Actinopteri; Gobiiformes; Gobiidae
Exons: 6
Coding region: 141-1220 (359 amino acids)
Biological process (GO): magnesium ion transport
Cellular component (GO): membrane
Molecular function (GO): magnesium ion transmembrane transporter activity
Source: RefSeq, a predicted model, not a curated record
CUGAGGUAAAACUGUUUAUUUUACAGAAUACUUUCACGUUUCAUCUUCCCACAUGCUGCUUUUUUAUCUCAUUUGUCACGGAACGGCUUUCUAAUCAGUCCUGAAUAAAUAACAUCAUAUAACGUUUGCUAAAUUUUUGGAUGGAGGUGUAUCGUAAAGAGUUCUACAUCGGACUUUCGUUGGCUGUAAGCUCGAGUAUUUUCAUCGGCGCAAGUUUCAUACUGAAAAAGAAAGGACUUCUGCGAUUGGCCAGCAAAGGAUCAACGCGAGCAGGUCAAGGAGGAUAUGCUUAUCUGAAGGAAUGGCUUUGGUGGGCUGGGCUCAUUUCAAUGGGAGCUGGAGAAGCUGCUAAUUUUGCUGCAUAUGCAUUUGCACCUGCAACUUUGGUUACUCCUCUGGGAGCACUGAGUGUACUUGUGAGUGCGGUGCUCUCGUCUUAUUUUCUCAAUGAGAGGCUCAAUGUGCAUGGGAAGAUUGGCUGCUUACUUUGCAUCAUAGGCUCCACGGUAAUGGUCAUUCAUGCACCGCAGGAAGAGGAGGUUUCUUCCCUCAGUGCCAUGGCUGAGAAGCUCAAAGACCCAGGAUUCAUUGUGUAUGCUGUGAGCGUUGUGGGAAGCAGUCUGGUCCUCAUGUUUGCGGUGGCUCCACGUUAUGGACAGAAGAAUGUGUUGGUCUACAUCCUCAUCUGCUCUGUGAUUGGCUCGCUGUCUGUGUCUUGCGUAAAAGGUCUGGGCCUCGGCAUCAAGGAACUGUUUGCUGGAAUAGCAGUACUAAAACAGCCAUUGUUUUGGGUGUUAAUUAUCUGUUUGGUGAUAUGUGUAACUAUUCAAAUCAGUUAUUUGAACAAGGCCCUUGACAUUUUUAACACUUCUAUCGUUACACCAAUUUACUAUGUUUUCUUCACAACCUCGGUCAUGGCCUGCUCUGCUAUCCUCUUCAAAGAAUGGUUGAAAAUGACCACAGAUGGGGCACUGGGGACUAUCAGUGGCUUCCUCACCAUUAUAUUAGGCAUUUUCCUGCUGCAUGCUUUUAAGGACAUCACUUUUACGUGGGAUUCCCUGCCUCUCUUCCUUAAAAAGAACCCCCAGGGGUUUUCAUAUGGACAACAGUCAUACACUGCUGUUCCCAGCCACAACAUGCAGGCAGAUGAAGAGCCCAAACAACCCAGAGACAUGAACGCAAAUGGAGAAUGGAAGAAGCAAACAAAUGUAAAACAAUAGCUUCUGAUUCAAAAGGUUUUUUAGGGUUUUUAAAUUUAACUGAUGAAAAACAUGUUUUUCAUUAUUUUUACAAACUUAUUACAGAAGUACAAACUUGACAGACUAUGGCACAGUUCUAUACAGUGUAUGAAUGUUUUCUUGCGUGAGUGAAGUUACCUCAUUGUUAUUUGCCAAAGAAUGUACAGUCAAGAAGAUGUUAAUAAAAACAUGAUUUCCAGAGA